Molecule: messenger RNA, 1855 nt
Organism: Athene cunicularia (burrowing owl)
Lineage: Eukaryota; Metazoa; Chordata; Aves; Strigiformes; Strigidae
Gene: AS3MT
Product: arsenite methyltransferase
Exons: 7
Coding region: 292-1503 (403 amino acids)
Biological process (GO): arsonoacetate metabolic process; toxin metabolic process
Cellular component (GO): cytosol
Molecular function (GO): arsenite methyltransferase activity
Source: RefSeq, a predicted model, not a curated record
GGGUCAGGAUAAAGCUUGGUUCGGGGCCUGGAUAGAAACAUGAGGUGCAGUUGGCUGCUUUUCUCCCGUUUCCCACAGGGAUGGGGAGGGGUUGAGCAACCCUGUGUUUCCCUGCCCUUGUUCUCUGCAUCCCUCUUGGCUGGGGAAAUGAUGGCUGCAGCCUGCAAAGUUACUGCAAAUGUGAAUUAAAUCCCAUACUGCAAAAACACGUCUGUGCAUGCAAGCAAGGGGAGUUGGAGAGGAGGGGGCAAAGGGGUACUUGAUGUUAACUUAAUUUUUAGCUGGGUGCAAAUGAGAGUGCCGGUGCUGAAGGACACUGGAGUUUGGUGGCCUCUGUCCUUCCCACCUCAGGAUUACUAUGGCAAAGAGCUGCAGAAGUCAGAGGACCUGAAAACAAAUGCGUGCAUCACCUCGGCCAGGCCCCUUCCCAAGGCAGUGAGAGAUGCUUUGAAGCGUGUCCACGAGGAGGUGGUAGCCAGGUACUACGGCUGUGGUCUGGUCAUCCCUGAGUGCCUGGAGUCAUGCCGGAUCCUGGACCUGGGCAGUGGCAGCGGCAGGGACUGCUACCUGCUGAGCCAGCUGGUUGGGGAGCAGGGCCAUGUCACCGGGAUAGACAUGACCGAGGGCCAGGUCGAGGUGGCAAAAAAGCACAUUGCCUACCACAUGGACAAGUUUGGCUACCAAAAGACAAAUGUGGAGUUCCUCCAGGGCUACAUGGAGAAGCUGGGUGAUGCCGGGUUGGCUGAUGAGAGCUACGAUAUUGUCAUCUCCAACUGCGUGAUCAACCUCUCCCCCGACAAGAGGGCCGUGCUGCGGGAGGCCUACCGUGUGCUGAAGCCUGGGGGAGAGAUGUACUUCAGUGACAUCUACGCCAGCCAGCACCUGAGUGAGACCAUUCGGAAGCACAGGGUGCUGUGGGGGGAGUGCCUGGCGGGAGCCCUGUGCUGGAGAGACCUGUACAGCAUUGCCGCGGAGGUGGGGUUCAGCCCCCCGUGCCUGGUCACCUCCAGCCCCAUCACCAUCGGCGACAGGGAGCUGGAGGGCAUUGUCGGUGAGGGUCUGACCAGGGAGUGUUGGCUCCAGGCAGCCGUGGAGUGCUGUGCUGGGAUCCCGGGCUCUACCAGUUCCCCGCCUGAGCACUUGGUUCCCAACUCACACACUUUCCCCUUGCAGGUGACUGCCGCUUUGUCUCUGCAACUUUCCGCCUGUUCAAGAUACCAGGUAGCAGCUGGGCUGGGCCAGGACAGGUCAUCUACAAUGGCGGGAUCGUGGGGCAUGAGCGAGAGCUGGUGUUCGAUGCCAAUUUCACCUUCAAGGUGGGAGGAGGCAUGCUGGGGCUCUCCAGAAUGCCAAACAGUCCUGGUCUGUAGGGAUGGGGGAGAGCUGAUGAAGCAGUGCUACUCAGCAGCGUUCUUUGUGAUUUUGGGGGUAAGCUUUGGUAGAGGGGGUGGUAGGUGGGAGCAGAGGGGCUGUCCAAACCAGGGGAGGUGCAAACAGAGGUGAGAAAGGGAGUCAGAUGCAUGCAUUGCACUGGGGUCAAGAUAGGAGGAGGACAUCCAUGGUGGCUUCACAGGAGGGUUUGAAGCCAGCUGCUUGGUUGUUGUGGGUGUUUCUCAAGGUUUUGGGCCAGUCUGCUGGCUCCCCUGCUUCAGCUCCCCUUAUCCUGUGACUGGGUGGCUGGAGUCCCUGGGUCACAUAUUCUGGAUCCCAGCCCUGUGAUUGUCCUCUUGCCCCCAGGAAGGAGAGGUGGUCGACGUGGAUGCUGAAAUGGCUGCGAUCUUGCGGAGCUCCAGGUUUUCAGAGAAGUUCCUGAUCCGAGCUGGUGGAGCCAACACUGCUGCUCAGCAGGGCUGCU